AUGAUGGCGCUGGCGGUCGUCGGUGCCUUGACGAAGUGCUUGGAUCUUCCUGUGAUCUUCGGAGUGAUUGCGUUCGGCUUGCAGUGGGGCUUCUUCCUCCUGCAGGGUUGGCCACAACGUUCUGAGGUGCUGUAUGACGCCUCAGGCUCCCUCACUCAUCUUUCGAUUGUUCUGGCUGCCCUUCUUCAUGAUCCCCUUCGAAGUCCACGUCAGAUCUUUCUAAGCAUCUUUGCGGUAGUCUGGUGCACACGCUUGGGAACUUUUUUGUUCAAUCGCAUCUCGCAAGACUCGAAGGACUCCAGAUUCACCGAGCUGAAGCAGAAUUUCUGGUCGUUCUCCGUUGCCUGGAAUUUGCAGGGUUUGUGGGUCUUCCUCCUUGAACUUCCAGUCAUGAUGGUCAACACAUCGCCACAACCACCAACUGGCCUUUGGGACGUGGUGGGUUGGUGCUUAUGGUGCACUGGGUUUCUGGUGGAAGCAGUCGCUGAUGGUCAAAAGUUCGCAUUCCGAGGAAAUCCCUCCAAUCGGGGUCGCUUCAUUACUACAGGUCUCUGGAGAUAUUCACGCCAUCCGAACUACUUCGGCGAAAUUCUGAUGUGGGUUGGAUUGUGCACAUCCUUCACUUCGUGCGUUACUUCGGCAGCCCAGCUACUAGCUUGGAUCUCGCCAGCCUUCAAUGCCAUUCUCCUUGUUUAUGUCUCGGGUGUUCCUCUCCUGGAAAAAGCUGGCGCAAGCAAGUGGGGCCAGGAGCCAGAGUACCAACACUACAUGGAGGACCCUGUCUGGUCAUUCAUGAGAUUCAUGAGAUUCAUGAGAUUUCGUGAGAUACAUAGCUCCGAAUUCAUAAAAGCAACUUGCGCUCUGCAGAGCUCACCUCCUGAGCUUUCUUAG
This is a messenger RNA of Symbiodinium natans, 891 nucleotides long. NCBI's taxonomy places the organism in Eukaryota, Dinophyceae, Suessiales, Symbiodiniaceae. The record is from the annotation of a GenBank genome assembly.